AUGUUGUGUGUCAUUUUAUUUAUUCUGACAGCUCUUCCUGUCGUACAAGGCGGAUGUAACAAACACAAGGAUUGUUUGUCAUGUGCAAGUUCAAGUAUCUUCUUUGUUAAAUGUCGCUGGUGUGAAAUGUCCGGCACCUGUCAUUCGCCGGGGUCAACAGCUAACCUGUGUACAACAUGUAGUAACAGUGACAUUUCAAAACUGUGCAGCGUCACAGAACCCGACAAGUGUGGAAAGAAUAACCAGAACGGAACCAAGAGCGGAGAAUUUGAACCUUACGAAGCUUACAAUGCGGCACUAUUCUCAGCUGUUGCUUACACAGACGAUCCUGUUCGCUGUGCAAACACUAUUUUCCCAGCUGGAGAACUUGAAAUUGUCGAGAUAAUAGGACGUAAAUGUAAUUAUCUCUUCAAAUACAAGGAAUGUUUCGCAAUUGCAGCUGUGUCUCAUACAAUGAAGAAGAUCAUCCUUGCCUACCGCGGAACAACAAGUAAAGCACAACUUAUUGAAGAAUUUGCAACAGUUCUUGGUAGAUUUAAAGUAUCUGCUAAAGUUGGUGGUAAUGUUCAAGAAUAUUUCAGUAAUGCAAAUGAUCAAAUUUAUUCAUGUGCCAAGUCUAGCAUAAAAGACUUAGUUAACAAGUAUCCAAAUUACAGAGUAGUUGUGACUGGACAUUCUUUGGGUGGAGCUAUUGCAUCUAUAGCAUCAGCUCAGCUGUCGUUUGACAACAUAAUUGACAAGGACAAAACAACACUUUACACGUUUGGAAUGCCGAGAACUGGAGAUCGUCCCUACGCCAAGAACCAUGAUAGACUUGUCCCAAAAAGCUGGCGGAUCGUGCAUUUUAAAGAUAUUGUGCCAAAGCUACCUACGCUGACCGCUUUAUCUAGCAGCCCUUAUCAUCACCAACGAGAGAUCUUCUAUGGAAAGGACAUGGGGAUGAUCAGUGACUUUAUUGAAUGUUUUGAGUAUGAAGAUGAAAAAUGCGGGAGAAGUGUGUCGGCGUCAACAUCCUCCGUAAAUUAUCACAGAACCUAUUAUGGGAUACAUGUCGGAUCACAUUGUGACGACAGGAUGAAUAAACGGUCCGACGGAGAUUCAGACAUGAGCCAUCUUUUUUCAAAUGAUACCUGCAAACGGAUCAAAGUUUCCGAGUUGCCAACAAGUGGUGCUCUUAGAUAUGUGCAGAGAGUGAUGAGUAUCAUAUCUGUAUCGCUGUUCUGUGUAACAUUCCGACCUGUGCAGUAUUAA
Mercenaria mercenaria is the source of this 1251-nucleotide messenger RNA. Its product is annotated as lipase ZK262.3-like. Gene Ontology annotation, biological process: lipid metabolic process. The transcript has a single exon. NCBI's taxonomy places the organism in Eukaryota, Metazoa, Mollusca, Bivalvia, Venerida, Veneridae. The record is from RefSeq and is a predicted model, not a curated record. Bases 1 to 1251 code for a protein of 416 amino acids.